AAUGUGUUUUUGUUUUACCGAGAUUGAGCGGUCGUGUUCGUGUCGAUUCGGCUUCUGUUCGGGUUUACUCGUGUUUGUUUAUAUUCGUCUCGCCUGUUUCUGCGCGCGAUCUGACGUUUUAUUUUCUCAACAAAGGAUAAUAACAUUGUUGAAAAAUAAAUACAGUAAACAUAUUUACAACUGGAUGGAUUUAAGAGAUCUGCUUCGUGUUAAAUCAGAAUAACAAGCGCUUAUUAUAAAAGAGGAAGUCUCGCUAUUCGACACUCGAGGGACUCUGUCCGUGGGGCUCUGCUGGCCUCAUGAUGAUGGGGAAGUACUUCUUCAGCGAGACGGACAUCAAGAGCCCUUGGGAUCAGGUGUUGGCAGCCUUCUGGCUGAGAUACCCAAACCCAUACAGCACUCAUGUUCUGACGGAGGACGUAGUUUUCCGUGAGGUGACGCCGGAUAACCAGCUCCUGUCCCGGCGGCUCCUGACGAAGACCAAUCGUCUCCCUCGCUGGGCGGAGCGUGUCUUCCCCGGAAAUCUGUCGCGUUCGGUUUACAUCAUCGAGGAUUCGGUGGUCGACCUCCGAAACAGAAGCCUCACGACGCUGACCUGGAACGUAAAUCACGCUAAACUCAUGCGUGUGGUGGAGCGCUGUGUGUUUGUGGGCGAACAGGACCGGCCUGUUUGGACACGGAUCACCAGAGAAGCCUGGAUCUCAUCCGGAGUCUUUGGCCUCUCCAGACCCAUUCAGGAGUUCGGUUGGGCCAGGUUCAGGAGUAAUCAGGUGAAAGCCAUGAAGGGUUUGGAGCAUGCACUGUCCAAUCUGCAGAAAGCAUCGGCCGUGUGUCCUGGAGAUUCGGCCGAGAAACACAAAAACAUCGAUUCAGCCUCCAAAACCCAGAAACCUCAGCAAUACAUAUGACCAGUAUGAACAAAUAGUGAAUGUCAUGAUCAUAUCAGGUCACCCCAAAAAAUCUGAACAAAAUCAAAUGCAUUUACGAAUAUUACAAAUUUAUUUGAUCAAAACACUAUUUUUAUGACCAUUAUAUUUCCCCCAGUUCUCAUCACUGCUAUGCCAGAAGAUUAUUUUAACUGUGAAGUAUUUAUUUAUAUAUCAUUGUAGCAUUUGUUGUACUGCCUUUAAGCUGAUUUCAAUUUAAAAACAAAGUUACUGUAUUGCAAAACGGUUUAACUAUAAUACAGAAAGAAAUUAUUAAAUAA
This is a messenger RNA of Carassius auratus (goldfish), 1207 nucleotides long. RefSeq names its product PRELI domain-containing protein 1, mitochondrial-like. The record is from RefSeq and is a predicted model, not a curated record. Lineage: Eukaryota; Metazoa; Chordata; Actinopteri; Cypriniformes; Cyprinidae. Gene Ontology annotation, cellular component: mitochondrial intermembrane space. The coding region runs from base 300 to 908 and encodes 202 amino acids. The transcript is spliced from 6 exons.